Symbiodinium sp. CCMP2592 is the source of this 912-nucleotide messenger RNA. NCBI's taxonomy places the organism in Eukaryota, Dinophyceae, Suessiales, Symbiodiniaceae. The record is from the annotation of a GenBank genome assembly.
AUGGCAUCACCGGCGACCGCCAUGCAGACGAACCCCAACUGGCAGCAGAUGCAGGAGGUGACCGCCAAGCUGCGCCAGACUGAGAAAUGGGCUAACAGAAUCAAGGAAAAUCUUCGACAGCUCAACAGCGCGUUGGCUGCCCGACCACAAAUGCAAUUACACAGGUCACGUGAAGAACAGCUUGAUGUGGUAUCCAGUCAGGUUGAGCGAAAGGCACGUGACCUGUCCGACUGGCCGCGUCUCCUGAAGAAGGAAUCUGGCAUCAGAAGGCGUAUCUUGGCCUGCUUGGGUCGCUCUUGCCGCGGAUUCUGUUUGUGUGGAAAUGCUGCCCAGUCCCAGUCUGCCGAGCCUGACCGGGCCAAGCCGGCACAAGCCUUGGCUGACGCACAGGCACGGGCCUCCGCCUCCGCCCCUGCAAUGGCACAUCAGGGAGACAAGGUGCAGGUCCAACCGCCGAUGCGUCAGCUGCAGACGGAGCAGCGACAGGUGCAGCAACAGCUGCUCCCAAAGCAACAGCUGCAGCAGCAACCGCAGUACUUCCAACAGCACCAUCAGCUGCACCGGAUGCAGCCUGGGUACGCUCACCAGAUUCAGCACCAGGUGCAGCGUGAGUAUGGCACAGCGAUGCAGAGAUGCAUGCCUGGCGCGGACAUAUCGCAGCCGGGUCCUCUCGAUCCGCAACCUAUGCAGGCGCAGAAGGAUUUCAACUCGACGGCUCACAAGCAGAUGCAGGAGGUGACCGCCAAGCUGCGCCAGACUGAGAAACAGGCCGAGAGAAUCAAGGACAAUCUUCGACAGCUCAACAGCGCAUGGGCUGCCCGACCACGGAUGCACAGGCCGGGGGAGGCCACUGCCUCCGUCCCGGGAGUUCAUGUCCAAGCUGCGGUGAAGGGAUGCAUCGUCGUUGCAUGA